AUGGAUGAAAUAUCAACUGGCUUAGACAGCUCCACUACUUUUCAAAUAAUUACAUGUCUCCAGCAAUUGGUGCACAUCAAUGAUGCAACAGCAGUGCUUUCACUCCUCCAACCAGCACCAGAAACCUUUGAGUUGUUUGAUGAUCUUAUAUUGAUGGCAGAGGGGAAGAUAGUAUACCAUGGCCCCUACAGUCAAGCACUCCAGUUCUUUAAGGAUUGCGGUUUCUGGUGCCCUGAAAGAAAAGGAGUGGCAGACUUUCUUCAAGAGGUAACCUCUAAGAAGGAUCAAAGGCAAUACUGGUACCGCACGGAUAUUCCUUACAGUUAUGUUUCAGUGGAUGAGUUCUCUCAAAUUUUUAAAACAAGCUACUGGGGAAGAAUGUUAGUUGAUGAGCUCUCACAACCAUAUGAUAAAUCUCAAUCCCAUGAAAGUUCUUUAUCAUAUAGCAAGUACUCCUUAGGAAAAUGGGAUUUGUUUGAAGCUUGUAUGAAGAGGGAGAUUCUUCUCAUGAAACGAAACUCGUUUAUCUAUAUAUUCAAAAGUGUGCAGCUUACAAUCACUGCAAUCAUAACAAUGACGGUCUUUUUUCGCACACAACUUGACGUGGACUUGUUAGGAUCAAACUAUUUAUUAGGUUCACUGUACUAUACACUUGUACGCCUAAUGACAAAUGGAGUUGUCGAGUUGAUAAUGACUAUUACUAGACUACCCGUUGUUUAUAAGCAGAAAGCAUUCUAUCUCUAUCCAGCUUGGGCUUACUGUCUUCCAGCUGCCAUACUAAAGAUUCCAUUUUCAGUCCUUGAUUCUCUUGUUUGGACAUCAAUAACAUAUUAUGUUAUAGGCUACAGCCCAGAAAUAACAAGGUUCCUCCGCCAGUUCCUUUUGCUUAUCGCUCUGCACAUGUCAUCAACCUCUAUGUGUCGUUCCCUUGCUGCAGUUUUUAAAACUGAUGUUGCAGCUACAAAUGUUGGUUCUUUGGUCUUAGUACUCAUGUUCUUGUUUGGAGGCUUUAUUCUUCCUCGACCAUCAUUACCAAAGUGGUUGAGGUGGGGUUUUUGGCUUUCUCCCAUGUCAUAUGGGGAAAUAGGAAUAACACUCAAUGAAUUUCUUGCUCCUCGCUGGCAAAAGAUUCAAGAGGGAAACAUCACCGUUGGAAGAGAGGUUCUCAAGAGUCGUGGUUUAGACUUUGAUAGCAACUUUUUCUGGAUAUCAAUUGCAGCAUUACUUGGUUUCGCAGUAGUAUUUUAUAUCCUAUUUGUAGUAGCAUUAACUUACUUAAAAGGUGAGUCCUAUCCAUGA
Vicia faba (fava bean) is the source of this 1299-nucleotide messenger RNA. The record is from the annotation of a GenBank genome assembly. NCBI's taxonomy places the organism in Eukaryota, Viridiplantae, Streptophyta, Magnoliopsida, Fabales, Fabaceae.